GGCCGAGAAAGCAUAGGAACAGUGCGGAAACGCUGCGUUUUGGCCAAGUCAGGUGAAGAAACGCUGUCUACCUCGCCUCGCGUGCGUGGCUUCUUCUAAUUUCUCUUCUCGUCUUCACCUUCUUCUUCCUCUUCCUUCUUCUCCCUCUGCGUUAGGUUUUUCCAUUCUCACACUUCACAUCGCUUUUUUCCUCUUCUCAUUCUUCUUCUCCACCCUCACUCUCUUCUCCCAAGCCUCUAUUUCUCUCAUCCAUUCGCGAUUUAUUCAAUUCCUCGCGCGAUAAGAUACUUUUCGUGCUUGCCUUUUGAUUUCUGCGAUGGCCUCCAAAGGUCCCAGGUCUAAGAUUGAUCACGAGAGCAGAGCCAAACGGCAAAAGGCUCUUGAAGCUCCAAGGGAGCCUCGCCGACCCAAAACUCAUUGGGACCAUGUCUUAGAAGAAAUGGCGUGGUUAUCAAAGGAUUUUGAAUCAGAGAGGAAAUGGAAAUUAGCUCAGGCAAAGAAAGUAGCUUUAAGAGCCAGCAAAGGCAUGAUAGAUCAGGCUACAAGGGGUGAAAAGAAGAUGAAGGAAGAAGAACAGCGGUUAAGAAAGGUUGCACUAAAUAUUUCUAAGGAUGUUAAGAAAUUCUGGACAAAAAUAGAAAAGCUGGUUCUUUACAAACAUCAAAUGGAACUAGAUGAAAAGAAGAAAAAGGCACUUGACAAACAGCUUGAGUUUUUAUUAGGGCAAACAGAGAGGUACUCAACAAUGCUGGCAGAAAAUCUUGUGGAUGCUCAUAAAUCAGGAGAGAAUAAUUCUGCAGAGCAUCACAUGAGUAUUCAACACAAAGAUGGGCAUGGAGAUGUUAUUAAUGAACCUAAGGAAGCUGAUGUCGUGGAGUAUCAAUCAGAUGCCGCCGACAACGAUGAUGAAUAUGAUGUACAAUCUGAUGAUGAAUCGGAGGAUGAUGAGCAAACAAUUGAGCAAGAUGAGGCUUUUAUUACUAAAGAAGAGAGACAAGAGGAAUUGGAAGCUUUGCAUAAUGAAAUGGAUGUUCCGAUUGAGGAGUUACUCAAACGUUAUGAAGGGGAGAAAGGAGAAUCUGUGAUGAAAGAAAGUAGUCCAGAGCAUAGUGAAGAUGUUGAGAAAAUAGUAAGAACAGCUGGUGAUGGUAAGAAAAUAUUGGCAUCAGAAAAUGGUGAUGAUCAUUUAUCUGUUAGCAAAAUUGGUACAAACAACUCCAGUAUGGUCUCUGGUCGACGUUGUGAUGAAAGUAAUGGUGAUGUUGCUACACCAACAAAAAAUCUGUCUCAAUUUGAGGAAGGUCAAUCUGAAGAUCUAAAAGAGGUUCCUAGAGAGACAGCCAAUGAAGAUUUUGCGUAUGAUUUUACUGAUGAAGAGGAAGAUGGUGACUUUUUGCUUGGCACAGAAGACAAGGAUGAUGAAACAACCUUAUCAGAGGAGGAAAAACUCGAAAGAGUUGAUGCAAUAGAUCCCAAGGAUGAGAUUGCAUUAUUACAAAAGGAGAGUGACAUGCCUGUCGAGGAACUGCUUGCAAGGUAUAAAAGGGACCCGAGUGACAACGAAGAUGGGGGAUAUGAAACUGAUUAUGCUUCUGCUUUAUCCGAAGACCAUUCAGACUCUCCUGUCCAUGAAGAUGCCGGGCAAAAGGAUUCUGGCAUUCCUAUGGAUGAAGAUAUAAAGUCUGGUGAACACCUGGCUACCACACAGUCCCAAGCAGAAGAACAUUGGGAAUCACCUCAUGAAAAUUUGGAUCAAAGAGAAAGUGAGCAUAUAAUUGCUGAUGCAGCUGCUGCUGCAAGAUCAGCACAACCUACUGGAAACACCUUCUCCACAACUAAUGUGCGUACGAAGUUCCCUUUUCUACUCAAGUACUCUCUUCGUGAGUAUCAACAUAUUGGAUUGGAUUGGCUUGUCACCAUGUAUGAAAAAAGACUGAAUGGAAUUUUGGCAGAUGAAAUGGGUCUUGGAAAAACAAUUAUGACUAUAUCUUUGCUUGCACAUCUUGCUUGUGAAAAAGGAAUUUGGGGUCCGCAUUUAAUUGUGGUACCAACUAGUGUAAUGCUUAACUGGGAGACCGAAUUUUUGAAAUGGUGUCCUGCCUUUAAAAUUUUGACUUAUUUUGGAAGUGCAAAGGAGCGAAAGCUUAAAAGGCAAGGAUGGUUAAAACCAAACUCGUUUCAUGUAUGCAUAACUACUUAUAGAUUAGUUAUUCAGGACUCCAAAGUUUUCAAGCGCAAAAAGUGGAAAUAUUUGAUCUUAGAUGAAGCUCAUCUCAUUAAAAACUGGAAGUCACAAAGGUGGCAGACACUCUUGAAUUUCAAUUCAAAACGGCGGAUUCUCUUGACUGGUACACCACUACAGAACGAUCUGAUGGAACUGUGGUCUCUCAUGCAUUUCUUAAUGCCCCAUGUUUUCCAGUCGCAUCAAGAGUUUAAGGAUUGGUUUAGUAAUCCUAUAUCAGGGAUGGUAGAGGGAGAAGAAAAAAUUAAUAAGGAGGUUGUUGACCGCCUGCACAAUGUCCUUCGUCCCUUUUUACUCCGUCGACUGAAGCGAGAUGUGGAAAAGCAACUUCCAAUGAAGCAUGAACAUGUCAUAUAUUGUAGACUAUCAAAGAGGCAGCGGAAUUUGUAUGAGGAUUUCAUUGCUAGCUCAGAGACUCAAGCAACUCUAGCAAGUGCCAAUUUUUUUGGGAUGAUUAGUAUUAUCAUGCAACUUCGUAAAGUUUGCAAUCAUCCUGACCUAUUUGAGGGUCGUCCUAUUGUCAGUUCGUUUGAUAUAUGUGGUAUUGAUAUUCAGUUAAGUUCUUCUGUUUGCUCUAUGCUUUUGCCUAGUCCCUUUUCAGUGGUGGACCUAAGAGGUUUGGGUCUUUUAUUCACUGAUCUUGACUAUAGUAUGGCUGCUUGGGAAAGUGAUGAAGUACAAGCUAUUGAGACUCCUGCAACCUCAAUCAUGGAACGUACUGACAUAGAUGAGCUAGAAGUAAUUAGGCCACUAAAAUGUCAAAAAAAAUUGCAAGGAACAAACAUUUUUGAAGACAUCCAUAAGAAAAUCUGGGAAGAGAGGCUAAAACAGGCAAAGGAACGUGCAGCAGCUAUUGCAUGGUGGAACUCCUUGAGAUGUAAAAAGAGACCUAUGUACUCAACAACUCUGAGGGACCUUGUUACCUUAAGGCAUCCUGUAUAUGACAUUCAUAUGGUGAAAGCAAACCCUACUUCGUAUAUGUACUCAACAAAGCUAGCUGACAUUGUUCUCUCCCCCAUUGAACGAUUUCAAAAGAUGACUGAUGUGGUUGAAAGCUUCAUGUUUGCAAUUCCAGCUGCACGGGCACCCUCUCCUGUUUGCUGGUGCAGUAAAAGUGAGACAAAUGUGUUUCUGCAGCCAUCUUACAAGCAGAAGUGCUCUGAAGUUUUGUUGCCGCUACUGUCACCAAUUCGACCAGCAAUUGUUCGCCGACAAGUGUAUUUCCCUGAUAGGCGUCUUAUACAAUUUGACUGUGGGAAACUGCAGGAACUGGCAAAUUUGUUGAGAAAAUUAAAAUCAGAAGGUCACCGAGCUUUGAUAUUCACCCAGAUGACAAAGAUGCUUGACAUAUUAGAGGCAUUCAUUAAUUUGUAUGGCUAUACAUACAUGCGCUUGGAUGGAUCGACCCAACCGGAGGAGAGACAGACCUUAAUGCAACGCUUUAACACAAACCCCAAAUAUUUUCUUUUCAUCUUGUCAACCCGUAGUGGGGGUGUUGGUAUCAAUCUAGUUGGAGCUGACACAGUUAUUUUUUAUGAUAGUGACUGGAAUCCUGCUAUGGAUCAACAGGCACAAGAUCGAUGCCAUAGAAUUGGUCAGACACGUGAAGUUCAUAUUUAUAGAUUGAUUAGUGACAGCACCAUUGAGGAGAAUAUUUUGAAGAAAGCAAAUCAGAAGCGUGCACUUGAUAAUCUAGUCAUACAAAGUGGGGGUUAUAAUACUGAGUUCUUCAAGAAGCUUGAUCCUAUGGAACUAUUUUCAGGUCAUAGAACACUUUCAAUAAAAAGUAUGCUGAAGGAGAAAAACCAGAACACUGGGGAAGUUUCUGUAACGAAUGCAGAUGUAGAGGCUGCAUUGAAAUGUGUUGAAGAUGAGGCAGAUUACAUGGCUUUGAAGAAAGUUGAACUGGAAGAGGCUGUGGAAAACCAGGAGUUUACUGAAGAAGCCAUUGGGAGACUUGAGGAGGAUGAAUAUGUAAAUGAAGAUGAUGAAACUCCAGAAUUAGGUGAAUCUGUUUCAAACUUAAAUAAAGAGAAUGGCUUGGUAUUAAAUGGAAGUGAGAAUAAGGAAGAUAGACCACCAAACUCUGUUGCUGUCAAAGAAGAUGAUGCUGAUGUGCUGGCUGAUGUGAACCAGAUGGCUGCAGCUGCAGCUGCAGCUGGACAAGCUAUUUCAGCAUUUGAAAAUGAGCUACGCCCUAUUGAUCGAUAUGCCAUUCGCUUUCUGGAACUGUGGGAUCCAAUUAUAGAUAAAACAGCCUUGGAAUCUGAAGUCAGGAUUGAGGACACAGAAUGGGAGUUGGAUCGGAUCGAAAAGUACAAGGAGGAGAUGGAGGCUGAAAUUGAUGAAGACGAGGAACCUCUUGUAUAUGAAAGCUGGGAUGCUGAUUUUGCAACCAUGGCAUAUCGGCAGCAAGUAGAGGCCUUGGCUCAACAUCAGUUGAUGGAGGAACUUGAAUAUGAAGCUAGACUGAAAGAAGCUGAGGAAGAAGCUUGUGAUUCUAAAAAGACAACACCAGGGGAUUUGAAACCCAAACCUAAAAAGAAGCCCAAGAAGGCAAAGUUCAAAUCUCUAAAGAAAGGAUCUUUAACUUCUGGAUUGAAACCUGUGAAAGAAGAGUCACAAGCAGAGCCAAUGAACAUAGAUGAUGAGGAUAUCACUGGUAUGGAAUUUGUGUCUCCAAAUUCAUCCAUGCAGAAAAAACGUAAAUCUAAAGCAACGACUGAUGGUGAAGAAAAGAGACUUAAGAAGUCCAAAAAGUCCAAGAGGGAUCCUCCUGACAUUUAUGCGUCUGAUUUAGAAUCCAAUGCUUUAGUUGUGCAAUAUGAACAUGCAGAAUCAAAGACUUGUGAAAGUCUGGCUGAUUUUGAACCGAAAACAGCAGGCAGGGGUAAGAUGGGAGGAAAAAUAUCCAUCAUUCCUAUGCCUGUUAAACGGAUCUGGACAAUAAAACCAGAAAAAAUGAGAAAGGGAAAUCAUUGGUCCAAAGAUUGUAUUCCAUCAGCUGAUUUUUGGCUUGCUCAGGAGGAUGCUAUAUUAUGCGCUGUUGUUCAUGAAUAUGGUCCUAACUGGAGUUUGGUUAGCGAUAUUCUUAAUAGCAUGACUGCUGGUGGGUCAUACAGGGGGAGAUAUCGACAUCCUGUCCAUUGCUGUGAGCGGUUUAGAGAACUAUUCCAGAAGAAUGUAUUGUCAAUGGACAAUGCAAAUAAUGAGAAGACCAUCACUCCUGGCUCUGGAAAGGCUCUUCUUAAAGUUACAGAGGAUAACAUACGGAUGCUGUUAGAUGUUGCUUCUGAGCAGGCAAAUAGGGAGUUGCUGCUGCAGAAGCACUUUUUUGCAUUGCUUUCAUCUGCCUGGAAGGUGGCAUCACAUGUUGACCGCAGGCAAAAUCCAUCACCCACCUGUAAUGGUCUCUAUUUUGAUCAGAGUCUUUUUACUUCCAUAGGCCAGCCUUCGCAAAAUUCCUUGAAGAAAUCCUCUGAAAGAGUGCCAUUUGCAAAUUUGGUCCAGAGUAAGAAGUUAGUAGCAGCUGCACUUGAUGAUUCUGCAACUGGGCAAGUGAAUGAUAAAGUCAUCCUCCCUAACCAAGGGGAAGGCAUGCCAAUGAGUGCUGAUAGGUUGGAUAUUACUCUGGAAUUCCCAAAAGAAGAGAGUGAUGUCUUAGCUUUGUUUCCAUCUGUUAUAAACUUAUCAAUACAUGGGACUGAACCAACACCAUCUUUAAGUAAGCAAACAGGAGGAGAUGACUUCAAAAUUGGUCUGCUUAUUGCCGAGAAUCGUUUCAGGGAGGCAACAAGAAUUUGUGAAGAAGACGUCUCUGGAUGGGCAUCAUCUGCAUUCCCAACCAGCGAUGCAAGGUCUCGACCUGGAUCCAGGAUACAAUCCUCUGGAAAGCAGAAGUCUUCCAUAUCUGACUCUGCUAAGCCUUCUAGGUCAAAGUCCAAGAGAGCAUCAAUUGAUGCCAGUGAAAUGCAUCACCAUCAGGCUGACUCAAUAUUCCAGUCAGUGCCAUUACUUAAGGAUCUUAGAUUUGAUCUCGCUCCAUUCACUACAGAUGAAAUUGGACUUACUGCUGUGGAUACACUUUUCCCCUUUGACCUGAAUGUUGAAAGUUCAUGGGAAAUGGAGGGUGUUGGCAUGAUCCCACAUGAUUAUGUUACUGGUUUAAUCUCAGACCUUGAUGAUUGUACAACAUUCCCUGAAUAUACUGACAUUAGAUAAGUAGAUCAAAUCAAACCUGAAAUGCAGUUUUGAAUGACCUUUGGCGGACAGUGGCAUACUACUGGCAGGUUAGUCUUGAUCAGUUAAUGAAUUGCCGUUGGCUUACAAUCGAAUUGGAACGAUGCGUUCUUACAAUUCUCUCGUAGGCAUGCCAUUUCCGAUAUACAAACAAAGUUCGGGGACAAGCAUGCUGAAGGUUUCCAAAUGAAAAACAUGGAGAUGUAGAAUGCACAAUAAUUUAAUUUCUUACUCGGAAUUAUGUAUUGGCUUGGGGGUUCAGCUCAAAUUUGACAGCGUCAAUCUCCCAUAGAUCGGUACUCAUUGGUAAGAGCCUUCAUUUUUUGUUCCCUCUAAUGGUCACACGGAUUUGCCUGUGAUGUUUUGCAUGCACACGUACAUAUGUUCUUAGCUGGGGCAUGCAUAGGGUCUAGUGCUUUACCUGGCAAUAUUUUGUUAUGGAAAGAGAACGAAGUAGUUUUGUAGUGGCUAGUUCGUCAGUCCCAUUCAUUUAUAACACUACUUUAAAUUAUUUAACAUGAGGUUUACACCAUCUAUGAGAUGCUUGGAGUCUAAUCCAUAUUUUAGAAUGGUGUUUUUUUUUUUCUUGGUUCAAGGAACGAUGUUAAGUGAUUCUAAGAUCCCAAUGUGCAAUCCAAGUUGACCAAUCUGAGUUUCAAACGAAAUAUGUCGCUUUUUGUGAUGACUCACAUGACGACCUGAAUUUGUUGGAACCAUUCUCUAAUGCAAACAGUAUUUUUUUGAACAGCAACAAGUGGAGAGUUUAUGUAAUUCAUUGUCCACACUGGAGUAA
Molecule: messenger RNA, 7274 nt
Organism: Vigna unguiculata (cowpea)
Lineage: Eukaryota; Viridiplantae; Streptophyta; Magnoliopsida; Fabales; Fabaceae
Gene: PIE1
Product: SNF2 domain-containing protein / helicase domain-containing protein
Biological process (GO): chromatin remodeling
Cellular component (GO): Swr1 complex
Molecular function (GO): histone binding; ATP binding; ATP hydrolysis activity
Source: RefSeq, a predicted model, not a curated record